AUGAAGCUUUUGAAGGUGGGAUUCAUUGAAGUCUCGCAAUACCUUGAAUGGGUGCCUAAUAUCGUGCCGAUAAGGAUGAAGGAGGAAGACAAGCAGAAGACUACAUUUAUCACCCCGUGGGGAACUUUUCAUUAUAAGGAGAUUGAGGUCUAUGUUGAUGAUAUGAUUGCAAAGACCCGACCAGGAAGAAGCCAUGUCGAAAUCUUGAAGAAGUUGUUCAAUCGACUCCGUGAGUUCAAGCUUCGUCUAAAUCCCACUAAAUGCGUGUUCGAAUCAACAUCCGGUAAAUUACUCGGAUUUAUUGUGAGCGGUAAAGGGAUUGAGAUCGACCCAUCCAAGGCUAAGGCCAUAUGUGAGUUGCAACCUCCGUCAACGGUGAAAGAAGUCCGGAGCCUUUUGGGUAAACUGAAUUACAUAACUCGAUUCAUUUCCCAACUCUCUGAAACUGCCAAGCCGUUCUUCAAGCUCCUAAAGAAGAAUGCACAAGUCAACUGGGAUAAUGAGUGUCAAGAAGCAUUCGACAAACUGAAGCAAUACUUGAUGAAUCCACCAGUUCUUGUCCCACCCUCGCCGGGGAAUCCUUUGAUUCUCUACCUCAUUAUUCAUAGUCGAGUGAUUGCUGAUCUAUUGACCGAGAAUUCAGAAGUCUCAAAUAAUGAUGACAGUUUCAUAGAUAACCGUGUCUUGAAUGUAAGUGAAGCUUCAUGGAUAAUGUUCUUCGAUGGAGCUGUAAACCUAUAUGGUUAUGGUACUAAGGCAAUUCUGAUAUCCCCAGAUGGACAACACUAUCCGAUAGCUACAAAAUUGAUAUUCCCAUGCACUAACAAUGUGCCCAAGUAUGAAGCUUGUAUUCUCGGGCUUCAGGCCACAAUUAAGAUGGGCGUGGCUAAGUUAAAAGUGUUCGGAGAUUCCACACUAAUCAUACUGUCGACCGUAGGUGAAUGGAAGACCAAUGAUGCCAAGUUUCUCCCGUACCACGAGUAUUUAGAAGAUCUGGUAAAAGAGUUCGAGGAAAUUUUGUUUGAAUACUUGCCAAGGUCUCAUAAUCAAUUUGUAGAUGCACUCGUGACAUUAUCUUCUAUGCUGCAAGUCACUGAUGGGUUAAAGGUCGAGCCUCUGAAAAUAGAGGUUUUGUUGAAGCCGACUUAUUGUAUGAUUGUGACUGAAGAACCUGAUGGAAAAUCAUGGUAUUACGAUAUCAUGAAUUACAUUCAAAAACAGGAAUUUCCCGAAGGAAGCACUCAGGCUUAUAGGAAGUACAUCACGAAGAUGGCCUCGAAAUUCUUCGUAAGUGGCAAGAAUUUGUACAAGAGAUCUUACGAUUUGGUCUUGUUGUGGUGUGUAGAUGCAGCAGAAGCCACUCAAAUCAUGCAAAAAGUGCAUGAAGGAGUAUGUGGCCAUCAUAUGAAUGGACCCAUGUUAGCCAAGAAGAUUAUGAGAUUAGGCUACUACUGGCUCACACUGGAAAGUGACUGCAUCCAGCAUGUUCGAAGUUAUUUCUCCAAAUGGAUCGAAGCUACAUCCUUUGUAAGUGUCACUGCUUGCAAUGUUGCAAAGUUUGUCAAACGUGACAUAAUUGCUCGCUAUAGCGUCCCUGAAGCAAUCAUCACUGAUAAUGGGACAAAUUUGAACAACAAACUUGUUGAUGGGUUGUUCAGCGAGUUCAAGGUCAAGCAUCUGAAUUCGUCUCCUUACCGCCCUCAAAUGAACGGGGCUAUUGAAAUAGCCAAUAAGAACAUUAAGAAAAUCUUAGCUACGACAGCCGAUAAUUAUUAA
This is a messenger RNA of Eucalyptus grandis, 1776 nucleotides long. RefSeq lists its product as uncharacterized. The transcript has 5 exons. Lineage: Eukaryota; Viridiplantae; Streptophyta; Magnoliopsida; Myrtales; Myrtaceae. The record is from RefSeq and is a predicted model, not a curated record. Gene Ontology annotation, biological process: DNA integration. Bases 1 to 1776 code for a protein of 591 amino acids. Gene Ontology annotation, molecular function: RNA-DNA hybrid ribonuclease activity; nucleic acid binding.